UUUCUGUGGCCUCUCUCUCUCUCUCUCUCUCUCUCUCUCUCUCUCUCUCUCUGACUUGCAGGCAUUUGAAAGGGCAGCAUGACCAUAAAGUUUAGUUUGCAUCGCAUGGGACAGUUCCUCUCUCGGAGGGUGUCCGGCGUACCUCCCACCGGUCCCGAGUCCGACAUUGAUGUUCGCGAAGAGUACGCCAACGCCUUCCGUACCGAAUCUUACACCGAUUUCUGGUCCCGUAUCCUCACCCUAACAAAUGGAGAUUCUGCCACUUGUAUUCCCGUGGAGUCCUCCACCACGGCCACGCGCCUCCCAUCCUAUAGGCUCUUCGCCGAGCACCUACUAGAACCGGACCAACCCACAGUCACCCAGGUCCUGGGGUUGGCUCAGCCCCAAAACCACCCAGAGAACCACUCUAUUCUCUCCGACUACUUCGCCGAAACCGCCGACGCCUCACUCCUUUGUGGUCUCCUCCUGAAAGACAUCCACAAAACACGUGCCCAAUACCACCCUCUCAAAACUACCAUCCACACCCUCGAAACCACCCAAUUCCUGUCUAAAUCCCACUUCCCGGUGGUCUUAGACCACCUCACCGAGUUCGCUCACUCUCUCAACCCAUUUGGUUCGUCGGCUAACUCACUCUCCCAAUUCCGUGCCGUGCAAGCGGGUUGCACCGGUUUGCUCAAACGCCUCGAAUCAAGUCGUGACCAAGCCCGUGCAAGGCUCCGUCUCGUCAAGCGGUUCAAACACGGUUCAGCCGUUUUUCUUGUGGCACUAACCGCUUCGGUGGUUGUAAUUGUGACGGCUCAUGGUUUAGCCAUGUUGGUGGCAGUUCCAGGUUUCAUAAUGGCUUCAAUCAAGCUGGCUUCAACCAAGAGCUUGGCUCGGCUGUCGGCUCAGCUGGAUGCGGCGGCCAAAGGAACGUACAUUUUAAAUAGGGACUUGGAUACUAUAAGGAGGCUCCUGACUCGGUUACAUGACGAGUUGGAGCACCUGCGGACCAUGGUUCAGUUCUGGUUGGAGCGGAAGGAGGACCGGUUCCAACCGAUUGGAGAAGUGGCUCGCCAGCUUAAGAAGAACAACUCGAGCUUUACCCAACAGUUGGAUGAGUUAGAGGAGCACUUGUACUUAUGCUUCAUGACCAUCAAUAGGGCUAGAAGCCUUGUAAUGAAGAAGGUUAUGGAGGAACUCAGCAGAGUAUGACUCAGUUCAUCUGUAUUCACCUCUGGCUAGUGGCACUUUUUUUUUUUUCCAAUUCUUUUCAAAAUUACUUAUUUAAUAACUUUUCAACUAAGGGUGUUAAUUGGUUCAAUUUUAGUUUUA
Macadamia integrifolia is the source of this 1314-nucleotide messenger RNA. Its product is annotated as UPF0496 protein At3g49070-like. The record is from RefSeq and is a predicted model, not a curated record. NCBI's taxonomy places the organism in Eukaryota, Viridiplantae, Streptophyta, Magnoliopsida, Proteales, Proteaceae. The transcript has 2 exons. Bases 79 to 1194 code for a protein of 371 amino acids.